Molecule: messenger RNA, 3335 nt
Organism: Penaeus indicus
Lineage: Eukaryota; Metazoa; Arthropoda; Malacostraca; Decapoda; Penaeidae
Product: pancreatic triacylglycerol lipase-like
Exons: 8
Coding region: 186-1328 (380 amino acids)
Biological process (GO): lipid catabolic process
Molecular function (GO): lipase activity
Source: RefSeq, a predicted model, not a curated record
CUCUCCUCCUCACCUCCUCCCUCUCUCCUACAGGCCAGAGAGCCGCCUCAUCUCAUGCCCCUAUUCCCGUCGAAUUAAGAUGCUGUGUUACAGUUUCUCGCCUCAUUUCAGCCUGUGUUAAGGUGCUGUGUUCCACCGCAGGUCUGCUCCACCUCCUGGUGAGGAGCGAGGAAGCAGCGGAGCCCAUGCACUACGUCAGGGACUUCUUCCUGUGGACGAGGAGGAAGAGCAUGACCCCCGAGGAAAUCAAGGUGGGCUCCGUCUCCUCGCUGGCGGCCUCGAGCUUCUACCCGACCAAGACUUACGUCAUCGUCCACGGGUUCCUGGGCAGCGGGACAGACGACUGGAUCACUGACAUGAAGAACGCUCUCCUGAAGCACGAGGACUGCAACGUCAUCUCCGCCAACUGGGACUCAGGCACCACCACCCUCGGCUACUACGUGGUUCAGGCGCGUGUCCCCCAAGUCGGCGAGGACCUAGGGCGCCUCAUCAGCUUCCUCCUGCACGCCACGGCCCUCACCAAGCCGCAGAUCCACCUUAUUGGCCACUCGCUAGGAGCCCACGCCGUCGGGUUCGCGGGGAAGGCUCUGAACGGGACGCUCCCUCGGAUUACAGGCCUGGAUCCCGCGGGCCUGAUGUACCACACCACCGACCGGACGCGACGACUGGACCGGAGUGACGCCGAUUUCGUAGACGUCAUUCAUACUCACGGUUGCACGACCAUCCUGAACCAGUGGUCGGACUGCUACGGCAUCGACGAGAACAUCGGAGACGCGGAUUUCUGGCCCAACGGCGGGGAGCGGCAGCCCAUGUGCAAGGAGGGGGGCGACGGACACCAGAUGGUCAGGGAGGGCAGCAGCUGCGACCAUGGCAUAGCGUAUGUCCUGUACACUGAGUCUAUUCAGUAUCCUACCUCCACUACCCGGUUCCUCGCCCGCCCAUGCCACUCCUGGAAAUACUACAACAACGGGUCGUGUCCAUGUGGUUCUACAGCUCAGUACAUGGGUUUCAAUGUUAAUCCAAGUUUGGGAGGACUGUUUUUCCUCAACACAAGCAACACAUCACCUUACGCUCUGCUGGACUUUGAUUGCUCACCGGCUCACUUCUCAUUAUUGCAGAUCAUCGCACUGGUUCUGCUCUCAAUCAUAACAGUACUGAUGACCUUCGUGGUCGUCACGACGGUGUUGCAGCAGUAUUUCCGCAUACCGGUGCUCUCUGUCCGCAUCAGAGAAGCCUUCAGAAUAGACACCACGAUUAUCCAGGGUGUGUCGCAGUCCUCGUCCACGCAGUUCUUGACCGAGAGCACGAAGGACCAGGUUAUCACGUGAACCUCCAAGGCGCUAUUGAGAAUAUCUCCAUCUUUUCUCCGGAUUUACGACAUCUUUGGUCCUCGGAGUUACCUCACCUGUUGCUGGGGAUAAAGAGGAUGCUAGCCCAGAUCUCACCCAAGAUCGAGAACUUCACCUAUGGGUCUACGUAUCCUGCCCUGCCGCUUGCUAGUCAGUGCGCUUCGUACGUCUUCGCUGUCGCUUCGUUGUGUGUGAAGAAAACCUGGGUGUUGUACGCAUCGUCUCAAAUCACAUACGUACAUACCUUUUUCCUUGCUGAACUUGUGAUGAAAAAAUACUCUGUUUUUUUCUCUCACUUUCUGAAAUGUGAUAUUAAACCCAUGGUGAAGGCGCCAACAUUAUAAGAACUUGUCAGAGUAAAUGUAGCGAUAAAAUGUGAUCAUUACUAACAUAAGCUAUUUAAUGUGGAAAGAUCUGUUCCAGAAAAUAAACGGCGUCAAUAAACUUGAUAGUUAUGCGCCCAGAGCUUAUUUAUGACCCGUGAGUACUUUACAGAAAACUGUUAUGCAGUAUUAAAAAUGCCAGAAGUCUGAUGUACAGUAAAACUGUGAUGUAUGUAUUUUUCGGUUUGAAUUACUGGGAGUCCUGAUUUUGCUGCAUACACGAAAUAGUAGAGAAGUUUACCGUUAGAUUUUAGAAACGCUGCAUAUAAUGCGCUCAGUUACAGUUAUAUAACUGUCUGUUGACUUUGUAUUAUAUUAUAAUAUAUUUAGAGUUAAUCAUCGGGCUAAUAGAAUGCUUAAUGUUUAUUUAAAACACUUUAUGCAUAUUUAAGUAUAACCCAUGACAGAAACUAUCACACCCAGCUACGUUUGACACCAAUGCACAAUUCCGUUGUAAAGCCUCGGUGAAGUUAGUAGUAAAACGUUUCCUUCAAGCAGUGUCAUUCUGAUUCAGGUAUUAUUACUGUAUUGCGGCCUGUCCACACGAGCGGGUAUGAUCAGCGGGUACCUGUAAAAGGCGACGUCCUUUACUCGUACGUGCAAAUGUGCUGCAGUUCGGCGGGCAUUGUCCCAGCACAAGGCGAAGAAGUAUGCGUAAAAGGUGGAUUGUAUUGGCGACUUGGUGUCAGGGCCAUUCCAAGCCGAUUUUCUCUAAAUUUGUUUACUGAUAGGCUAUUUAAUUGAAUUAUUGGAGAUAUUUGCUACUCGAUGGUUAAAUGCCGUAGGGAGUUACAGUAAAUUAUAAAAUCAGAACGAUAACAACGAAAACUUUUAAUACAGUACAUGUUGGAUGGGUAGUGUAUGGUAAUUUCGAAGAGCAACCAACACGGGCACCUUGCUGGUUUUUCCGCGCGCCAACGAGGCAACUCCAACAGACAAAUCUACUCGGUCGUAUGGACAGGCCCUUACUCAGUGUAGAUCUUGCUAGUAAUUACUAUUAUAGCAACUUAUAUUUGAGCUGAAUAGUUUUGGUAGCUUGAUUUCUUGCGUUAUUUUAAGCUUUUCGUGUGAAGAAACUUUUGAAUCAUCACUGCAUGCAAAAGGAACGUAAUGCUCUUGUUAUGCAUUGUUGAUAUAUAUUUUGUGAUCGUAAGGUAGUUAAAGAAUCAUUUUUAUAUCCUUUUGGCUAAGCCUUUAGGUUCGCACAAGUUAAACAAUAUAAAGUAGUUCUGGCAAUACAGCAUACUUGUUUGGGCUACCGUAGAAAACAUACACAAAGGAAUAUAAUGGAUGUGAGGAAUACAGUGUUUAUGUUUAAUCCGAAUGCCACGUUGUUAACGAGAAAAACCUGUCCUACGAGGUUUUAUCCGGAAGAAAUACACUGGGAAUAUACUGGAUGUGUGAAAUAGCAUCUGAAAACUGUAAGCAAGCGUUAUUCGUGUUGAGACGGAUUACUGUAAACUAAACAAUAUUUUUUUUCCUUAUGCUUUAUCAGAACCAAUUUCCAUUUCUUAUAUAAUACCUCACAUGUCUGAAAUAAUUGUGUACUUUAUAUUUUGUUCAAGCUGUGGAAAUGCACAUAAAUAAAUAUGAUUAUAACCAA